This is a messenger RNA of Eubalaena glacialis (North Atlantic right whale), 921 nucleotides long. It is a transcript of the gene AFMID, whose product is annotated as arylformamidase. NCBI's taxonomy places the organism in Eukaryota, Metazoa, Chordata, Mammalia, Artiodactyla, Balaenidae. Gene Ontology annotation, molecular function: arylformamidase activity. The record is from RefSeq and is a predicted model, not a curated record. The transcript is spliced from 11 exons. The coding region runs from base 1 to 921 and encodes 306 amino acids.
AUGGACGGCUUGGGCGGAGGUCCCAAGUGUGGGGCUCCCUGGAAGAGGAUGUCUAAAGAGGAGCUGGAGAAUCAGUACUCCCCCAGCAGAUGGGUCGUCCGACUGGGAGCAGAGGAGGCCUUGAGGACCUACUCACAGAUAGGAAACGAGGCUACCAGGAGGGCCCAGGCCACCGGGAGGAACCUGCUCGAUGUCCCCUAUGGAGACGGCGAAGGGGAGAAACUGGACAUCUACUUUCCUGAGGCAGUGUCUGAAGCCUUGCCGUUCCUCGUGUUUUUUCAUGGAGGAUACUGGCAGAGCGGAAGUAAAGACUCGUCAGCCUUCAUGGUCAGCCCACUGACAGCACAGGGAGUGGCUGUGGUGAUAGUGGCUUAUGACAUUGCCCCCAAAGGCACCCUGGACCAGAUGGUAGACCAGGUGACCCAGAGCAUCGUGUUUGUCCAGAAACAGUAUCCAGGCAACCAGGGAAUUUACCUGUGCGGACACUCAGCUGGGGCCCACCUCGCCGCCAUGAUGCUCCUGGCCAACUGGACCAAGCGUGGAGUCACGCCCAACCUCAAAGGCUUCUUCCUGGUGAGUGGGAUCUAUGACCUGGAGCCUGUCAUGCACACCUCUGAGAACGCCCCUCUCCUCACAACCCUGGAGGAUGCUCAAAGGAACAGCCCACAGUGGCACCUGAAGACAGCCCCGACACAGCCUGUGGACCCAGCCUGCCGCGUCCUGGUGACUGUGGGCCAACACGACAGCCCCGAAUUCCACCGACAGUCCAGGGAAUUUUAUCAGACUCUGCGCCAAGGAGGGUGGAAAGCCUCCUUUGAAGAGCUCCAUGACGUGGAUCACUUUGAAAUCCUUUGGAACCUAACCCAGAAGGACUACGUGCUCACCCAGAUUAUUUUGGAAACAAUCUUCCAGGAGUCCUGA